AUGGCGGGGUAUGAAGACUGGUCGCAACAGCAAUUGAUUGCAAGAAUACAAGAAUUAGAGAAGCAAGUCGGAGCGAAUACCCAAGGCCCGACUGAUGAGAAGUCCUCGGUGCCUACGAACGAACAGACUCCCCCACCGGACUCGCCAAACUCAUUAGCCUUUCGCAGAGCCAACAAGCCGCCACCCAAAGCCUUCGAUGCCUCGAAAUACGCCACACGGUUGAUCGCACUGAAAUUCGCAUAUUUGGGGCAGAAAUACAAUGGAUUUGAGCAUCACAACAACAAUACCACGCCGUUGCCUACAAUCGAAGAAGAGGUAUGGAAGGCGCUGGUCAAGACACGAUUGAUAAAUCCCGUACCUACGGACGGUGAUGAGAAAAGAUUUGAAAGGAUCGAUAGAAAGACCUUUGCGAAAUGGGAUAGGGAGGGCGCAGAUGUAAACUGGGAUGGCUGCGAAUACUCCAAGUGUGGCAGAACAGACCGGGGUGUCAGUGCGUUUGGGCAGGUCAUCGGUGUGAGAGUCAGGAGUAACAAGCCCAAACCUGUAGAAGAGGUGGAAGGGGAGAAGGAAGUGGACAACGAAGAAUCUUUGCCUUCUUCAAACGAUACUCAAGAUGCUGCCUUGAAGCCAUUCAACGAUGUCACCGACGAACUACCAUACAUCCAACUUUUGAAUCGCGUCCUUCCUCCCGACAUUCGCGUUUACGCGUGGUGCCCAAACCCACCAGAAGACUUCAGCGCACGCUUCUCCUGUAAAGAGCGGCGAUAUAAGUACUUCUUCACAAACCCUUGUUUCGCGCCCGUACCCGGCUCCUCUGGUCUAUACAAACCCAGCGCAUACGGUGCCACCACGGCAGAUGACCAAGAAACGAUGCGCGAAGGCUGGCUCGACAUCGAAGCCAUGCGAAAAGGAUGCAAAGAGCUAAUCGGCCUCCACGACUUCCGCAACUUCUGCAAAAUCGACGCGAGCAAACAGCUAAUAAACUUCCAACGGCGAAUCUACCACGCUGACAUCGAGGAAGUCUCCCCACUAUCUCUCCCAGGCUUCCUGUCGCACCCCGCUCUUUCCGCUCCCUCUCUGAAUGGAGAGCAACCAAAACUAUACUCCUUCACCCUCCACGGCUCCGCAUUCCUCUGGCACCAAGUCCGCUCCCUAGUCUCGAUCCUCUUCCUUAUCGGCCAAGGUCUCGAAUCGCCCUCCCUAGUCCCUCAACUCCUCGACAUCACCGCUAACCCCACACGGCCCAAAUACGAAAUGGCAUCCGACGCCCCACUCGUCCUAUGGGACUGCAUCUUCCCCCACGCCUCGGAAGUGCAAACCUCCGAAGAGCGAGAGCACGGCUACGAAGACCGCCUAGAAUGGGUAUACAUCGGCGACGAAGGCGGCAGCGAGCCCAAAGCCAGGGGAACAGGCAAAGGCGGCGGUCCCAGCACGAUCGGCCGCGGGAAAUGGGGUCGUGGCGGUGUGAUCGAUGAUGUCUGGGAGAUGUGGCGGGGGAACAAGGUCGAUGAGACGCUUUCGGCGCUUUUGCUUGAUAAGAUCGCGGGUUUGGGACAGUCGACGCUGGAUGCUGAGGUGCCGGUUGAGCAGCAGAGUAUUGGGAUAGCGAGGGGCGGACCGCGGUUGUUUGAUGGAGGGGAUAUCGGGAAGGCGAAGGGGAAUUAUACGCCGUUGCUGCAGAGGGAGAGGCAGGAGUCUGUUGAGGUGGUCAACGAACGGUAUAGAGUGAGGAGGGGUAUUGAUGCUCGCGUUAAAACGGGAGAUGAUGAUGGGGACGAGUAG
Alternaria ventricosa is the source of this 1782-nucleotide messenger RNA. RefSeq lists its product as uncharacterized. The coding region runs from base 1 to 1782 and encodes 593 amino acids. Gene Ontology annotation, cellular component: nucleus; cytoplasm. Gene Ontology annotation, molecular function: RNA binding; pseudouridine synthase activity. NCBI's taxonomy places the organism in Eukaryota, Fungi, Ascomycota, Dothideomycetes, Pleosporales, Pleosporaceae. The record is from RefSeq and is a predicted model, not a curated record. The transcript has a single exon. Gene Ontology annotation, biological process: mRNA pseudouridine synthesis; tRNA pseudouridine synthesis.